UUUUGCGACAUCACAUUUACACGAGACCUUACUGUACAUAAAGCUGCGCUACCGUACUAAGUCAAUUUGAUACCAGGCUGCGGACUAUCGCAUGGCCUGCAAGUACUCAGCAUGGAGUUGGCCGUCCUCGACCCUCUCAACUCGCUCGAAUCCCAUCUCAGUGCCCUCAUAACGUCGCUCACCCAAACAAACACAUUCGCGAAUGCUCCUCAAUUCGCCAAAGACCUUGUGGCCGACGAUGACAGCCUCGCCGCAGCCCUGAAUCUCCUACAGCGACACCAACAGAACUACGCUACUAUCCUCAAUCUCCGCGCCGAAGUUGCAGAAUUACAAAAUGAGCUCAAAGACACCGUCCGCCGCUGCGUCGCUCUCAGACAGGAUAUUCUUGAAGUCCAACCUUCGAUUUCCACAGCCGAUUCAGACGAAGAAGACGAUGAAGAGACGAGACCUUCAGAGAUAGACUACCACACACUGCUGGCCUUCGCGGCACGUAUAGGCAAACACAAUGCGACAGCUGCCCGUGAGGCCGAAGCAGAAUCUGUGCGAAGGAAAGUCGCUGCACAGAGGGACAAGACCAACGGACUUACAGAUAGUAAUGCUGAGAAUGCGACUGCCGAAACAGAGGCUGAGGUGGAACGAAUCAACAACACUGUAGCCCAGACCCGAGCUCAGAUGGGCAUGGCCUUUCCUGAUGCCAAUAUCCUACGGGUGGGCGCGUUGGGUCAACUACAACUAUUCCGGGAGCGGCAUGCGCAAGGGGCUGGUGCAGAUGAAACUGUACAAGCAGAACUCGAUCGAGAAGUAGAGAGGCUGGUCAGAGCGAGCGAGGAUGUCGCUGAAGAAGACGUGCAAAAGACGGAGGAGCAAAAUACUGAAGAAGGGACGUGGUUAAGUCCGGAGAUGAGUAAACGCUCUUUGCCAGGGCAUGAAGGAGCGGCAGGACAAUCACACCAAGCAGCCAGCUUGCAACAAUCCCAAAGUCGACCUGGUGGUGCUGCGCCAGCACAGGCGCCGAAGAGAAAAGUUGGUCUCGAUUUCCCUAGUAGUGAUGAGGAAGACGAUGAUUGAAUGACACUACACGAUUGUGAUGAAAAGGCUGUUUGUCCUGGCCCCCAAUACUGUACAAGAAGAGAAUAGUCCAACACUUUUGGCCGCUCAAGCUCGCAGAACCUAGCUACAUUCUUUUCACUGAUGGAGCGUCCAUCAACCGAUAUCC
Exophiala viscosa is the source of this 1216-nucleotide messenger RNA. Its product is annotated as vitamin-D-receptor interacting mediator subunit 4-domain-containing protein. Bases 112 to 1068 code for a protein of 318 amino acids. Gene Ontology annotation, molecular function: transcription coregulator activity. Gene Ontology annotation, biological process: regulation of transcription by RNA polymerase II. Lineage: Eukaryota; Fungi; Ascomycota; Eurotiomycetes; Chaetothyriales; Herpotrichiellaceae. The transcript has a single exon. Gene Ontology annotation, cellular component: mediator complex. The record is from RefSeq and is a predicted model, not a curated record.